AUGGCCGGGACGACGACCCCGACCUCGUCGACGUCCCCAACGACGUCCCCGACGACGUCCCUGCGGCCCGCAUCCGCAUCCGCAUCCGCAUCCGCAUCCAGACCAGAUGCUGAUAACAACGCCGACGCCGAUGCCGACCCAUCUCACCCGGCCCGGAACCACAGCCCUCACGAUAACGACAACGACCACGCCAAUGUCCCGGUCCCGCGGAGACCGGUCAAAAGACGGGCCGCAAAGGCCUGCACAGCUUGCAGAGUCCGGAAGGUCAGGUGCGAUGUGAUGCAGGCCUAUCACGUGACCCCCGCCGGGACCGUCACGUGUAGCAACUGCCAGAUGGACGGCGUCCCAUGUGUGGUGGAUGAGGGCAAGCGCCGGAGAAAGCUCCUGAGAAUAGACCCGGAUGUGGAAAUGCCCGCCCUAACAGCAUCAUCCGCCGCCGAGAAACAUGCGCGACAGGUCUGGCCGGAGCCUGCUCCUGGCUCGGGUUCUGAUUCGGGUGGUACGGGCACCAGCAGCAGUGUCAACCCCUCUGAUAUCCUGAAUUCAAUUCCGGAAGCCAGCCCGUGGACGCCCUCGAACGACCUGGACCGGCGACAGCCAGCUGCUUACGGCGGGAUGGGCGGGCACCAACCACACAUGAUCUAUCAGAACGCAGCCCACCUGUUCGAGCGCGAGCGCGUGCGGGAUGUGCAAAGCCUCGGAUUCCAGCCCGUGGACCACUUCGAUCCGGCAUAUACCCUUCUGACGUCGGCCUCCAUCGGCGGCGAACUCACCAAAACGCGACUGGCGACGCCCCCACGGAUCGCCCCUCCGGUGCUGAAGCACCAGCUGCCUGGGUUCCUCAAACCGCUCCCUCCGCGCAUGACGUCGGUAGAUAUCGAUUACCUGUUUGCCAAGGGGGCGCUGUCCCUGCCGGAUGCCCCGACGCGAAACGCGCUGUUGCGGGCCUACAUCGAGUAUGUGCAUCCGUACAUGCCGUUGGUGGAGCUGCAUGAGGUGCUGCGCAUCAUCGAGGACGGGAGUGGCAUGACGGGGAAGAUGAGUCUGCUGCUCUUCCAGGCCAUCAUGUUUGCCGGCACGGCCUUCGUGGACAUGCAAUACCUGGAGCCGGCAGGGUUUACCAACCGCAAAUCCGCCCGGAAGGCAUAUUUCCAAAGAGCGAGGGCAUUCGACCGCGUGUCCCUCGUCCAGUCCAUCCUCCUCAUGACCUACUGGUACGAGACGCCCAACGACCAGAAGGAUACGUGGCACUGGAUGGGCGUGGCCAUCUCGCUCGCGCACACCAUCGGCAUGCACCGCGACCCCAGCCACUCCGGCAUGGAGCCGGCGAAGAAGAGGUUGUGGAAGCGGAUCUGGUGGUCCUGCUUCAUGCGCGACCGGCUCAUCGCGUUGGGCAUGCGCCGGCCGACGAGGAUCAAGAAUGAGGAUUUCGACGUCCCGCCGCUGGAGGAGGCGGACUUCGAGAUCGCGGCCCUGCCCGCCAGCGUGGAGAUGAUCGGGCCGGAGUGUGCGCUCAUGCGGGACGUCCAGGCGCAGCGGGAGCUGGCUCAGAUGUGCAUUGCGAAAUCGAAGCUCUGUGUGUGCAUCUCCCAGGUGCUCACGGCCCAGUACUCGGUCCUGGUCAAGAACCAAGGCAUGGGCAGCGGUCGGUCCAGCGUGAUGCUCUUCCCGAAGAAGCUGGACCAGACGGACGAGGUGCAACACUGCGAGAAGGAGCUGCAGAGAUGGGUCGACGAGCUCCCCGAAUCGUGUCGAUACGUCCCCCAUCCCACGCCCGGGGGCUGCGGCAACCCGAUCUUCGUGCACCGCACCCUGUUACACAUGAUCUACUACACGACCCUCUCGGCCCUCCACCGUCCCCAGGUCCUGCCCCCCGCUCACGCGACCCCCGACCCCUCCCGCGCCCGGCACGACUUCUCCCGCCUGCAAGUCCGCGAGGCCUCGCGCGAAAUCACCCGCCUCAGUCAGAACCUGCUCCUCGUCUCGCUGGAACGAUUCCUCCCCACCACCGGCGUCACGGUCCUGCUCCCGGCCAUCAUCAUCCACCUGCUGGACAUCAAGUCCUGCAACGAUGAGCAGCGCAAGGCGGCCAUGAAUGGGUACUCGCAGUGUCUGACGGUGCUCGAACGACUGCGUGACAACUACGCCUCGGCAGAUUUUGCGACGCAGUUCCUGCAAGCCGCGAUCUGCAAAGCGGAUCUCGCCAAGGACCUGGACGCGCACCAGGCAGAGGAGCGUGUGGCGCGGGAGAGGUACAGCCCGCCGAUGAGUGGCCAAGACGCGUCUGCCGCGAUGCAGCACAGCUUCGUCCCCGCGGAGCACGAGCGGGUGUUUGCUCCGAAGACGACGGCGCCGAGCCCGCCAGAUUCGGAGGCACCGCUCCAGCCUGUGGAGAGCCAGCCACCGCGACCCCCGGCGGCCGGGUUGGUGAUGGGGGAGGAGAGAGAGGGGGAGCUGAACAUGUACGAGUUCCUGCGAGAUGACGCUCCGUUUUGCGAGGAGCUGUGGACCAUGCCGCUUCACGAGGGGGCGCAUCGGGAGCCGGGCGGGUGCACGCAGGAUAUGCCGUGGGUGGAUCAGGGGCCCGCGUGGAGUCAGGUGGGGAGCCCGCUGGGAGAGGAGUUGCUCAUGGCUGAGGAGGAGGUGGAAAUCUUGAUGCGGCGGGAGUAG
This is a messenger RNA of Drepanopeziza brunnea f. sp. 'multigermtubi' MB_m1, 2670 nucleotides long. Lineage: Eukaryota; Fungi; Ascomycota; Leotiomycetes; Helotiales; Drepanopezizaceae. The record is from RefSeq and is a predicted model, not a curated record.